Agelaius phoeniceus (red-winged blackbird) is the source of this 503-nucleotide messenger RNA. Its product is annotated as SH3 domain-containing kinase-binding protein 1-like. The record is from RefSeq and is a predicted model, not a curated record. Lineage: Eukaryota; Metazoa; Chordata; Aves; Passeriformes; Icteridae.
CCCCGGAGCUCCCAGCACCAGUGAGGAUGGAGCCAACCAAGUUCCCACUCACCAAGAGGAUGGCUCCUGCUCCCCCCAUUCCUGCCAAGACCAAACCAGCCCCCGUGCUGGCCACCAAGCCCAGUGACCCCCAGCCCAGCACCUCAGCUGACAUGGAGUGGGGCAGAGCCGGUGACCCAGAUCCCAAUGGCUUCAACAUGGUGUCAGUGACCACAGCCAGGCUGAGCCACCCCACAGCCACACGGCCACGAGUCCCCGGCCAGCGGCCACCCAGCAUGGCCCUGGGGAGCACGGAGGGUCCCCAUGGCGGGGAGCAGCCCCAGGGGCUGCCCCGUGCUGCCCUCUGUGCCCCUGUCCCCAGCACGGGGCAGGCGCCUGUCCCACCAUGGAGCACAGAGGGGCAGGAGGUGCAGGAGGGGAGGCCACUGGCCCUGGAGGACCUGAAGGCUGAGGUCCGGACUCUGCACAUCCUUGUGGACCUGAUGCGAGUCCAGCACCUGUGA